AUGAUGCUCAGGAGACAUCUCUGCAAAAUUCUCUGCAUUGGACUGACUCUCAUUAUUGUCUACAAUCUCGUCCUGGUAUUUUAUACCAAGUUGAGUUUACAAAAGUUGAUUCUGGGUGGUGUCCAAAAGGAGCCUCACUUGCCUCUGUCUGAAAGGAACGAGAUAAUGAUAAAGAGACUCUCUCAGCUGGAGUUGGAGUUGCAGCAUCUGAAAGAAAGUAUGAAAUUGUCUAAAAGGCAACCAGAAAAUGUGGACAAGGCAGUGGAAGCCAAGGCAAACGAGACAAAGAAACACAGACCCAGAGAGAAACUCUUCCCAAACUCAGCGCUUUUCAAGCAGUGGGGUGAGGAUCUCUCUGAGGCCCAGCAGAAAAGGGCCGAGGACCUCUUCCAGAAGUUUGGUUACAAUGUUUACCUCAGUAACCUGCUGCCCCUGAACCGGUCCAUCCCAGACACGCGGCAUUCCAGGUGUCUUCAGAAGACGUAUUCUUCACAACUCCCAUCCCUCAGUGUCAUUCUCAUAUUCAUGAAUGAAGCUCUGUCCAUUAUUCAACGGGCCAUCACCAGUAUCAUCAACCGGACCCCCUCUCAGUUGUUAAAGGAGAUCAUCUUGGUGGAUGAUUUUAGCUCAAAUGGAGAACUAAAGGCAAACUUGGAUAAGCAUAUUAAGCUUUACAACCAGAAGUAUCCAGGACUACUGAAAAUAGUACGGCAUACCAAGAGACAAGGUCUUGCUCAAGCCCGCAACACUGGCAGGGAAGUGGCCACAGCUGAAGUGGUAGCCAUCCUGGAUGCUCAUAUUGAAGUGAACGCUGGGUGGGCAGAGCCCAUCUUGGCCCGGAUUCAGGAAGACCACACUGUGAUUGUGUCUCCUGUGUUUGACAACAUUCUCUUUGACACAUUUGAAUUAGAAGAAUAUUCUUUGGCAGUUGAUGGGUUUAACUGGGAACUAUGGUGCCGUUAUGAUUCACUGCCAAAGGCCUGGAUUAAUCUGCAUGAUGUCACUGCUCCAAUUAAGAGUCCUUCCAUCAUGGGCAUCCUGGCAGCCAACAGGCUCUUCCUGGGAAAGAUCGGGUCUGUAGAUGGUGGAAUGCUGGUCUAUGGAGGAGAGAAUGUGGAACUUAGCCUGAGGGUGUGGCUGUGUGGAGGGAGAAUUGAGGUCUUGCCCUGCUCCCGGAUUGCUCACCUAGAGAGACAUCACAAGCCCUAUGCCUUGGAUCUGAUUUCUGCCAUGAGGCGCAAUGCUCUCAGAGUGGCCGAAAUCUGGAUGGAUGAGUACAAAUACAUGGUCUACCUGGCUUGGAAUAUACCACUCCAGAACUCUGGAAUAGAUUAUGGAAACAUUUCUUCCAGAAUGGCACUCCGGGAAAACCUGAAAUGUAAAACAUUUGAUUGGUAUCUGAAAAAUGUUUAUCCAGCCCUGAAGCCAAUCCACAACAUUGUAGGCUACGGAAGAAUAAAAAACUCACUAAAUGAAAAUGACUGCCUGGAUCGAGGCCCUAUUACAGGCAAGACUCCCAUCAUGUAUUUCUGUAAUGAAUACAGUCCACAGAAAAUCUACUAUCAUCUAACUGGGGAGUUGUACGUGGGACUGAUUUCAGAGGCAGUGGCUGAGGACAACUGCCUGACAGACCCUGGCAGUGGGGAGAAUCCUACUUUGGAGCCAUGUUCCAAGGCAGCCAAAAAUGGACUACACAUAUAUUGGGAUUUUAAGUCGGGGAGAGCCAUCAUAAACAGGGCCACAAAACGAUGUCUGGAAAUAAAGAAGGUUUCCAUCUACUAUAAGCCUGUGCUGCAGACCUGCACCACACAAGUGUGGACAAUCCAGCACACCCUCGGAGACUGGGGAUCCAACUAG
Messenger RNA from Pipistrellus nathusii (Nathusius's pipistrelle), 1857 nucleotides. The record is from the annotation of a GenBank genome assembly. Lineage: Eukaryota; Metazoa; Chordata; Mammalia; Chiroptera; Vespertilionidae.